UUCAGAGCUUUUAGAGUACUUCCACAGAGUGAUGUCAUAGAUUAUCUGAAUAGUCUCCCGAUUUCCCCUAAGAACCGUUUUGAGCGCAUGCGCACCUGUUGCUACAUUUUUGUCUCAAAUGCUACACCUGUAUGCUACGCCCAAACUAACACUAAACUGAGGAGCCUUGUCCCAGCACUUUGAGCAGCUGGAACUGAGAGGGGUCUGCUUUCUCACAGCCCUCCUUAACAUGAUGGCUGAUGUCAAUCUCCUUCAGUAUGCUGUCCUCCUGAGGAAAGAGAGACACGUUAUCUCAAAAAGGCAGCUGAAGAGGCCCCAGUCAAGGCCUUGGUUCUAGCCUCUGGGAUGCUGACCCUGAAACCUGACCUUACCAUGAAGCAGGGUGGAAGUGAAAAGAGGACUCCCAAACAUGGGACAUCAAAGCAUUUCAACACAUACUGACCAUCAGCCAAGCAGUGUCACCAUGUCAGACUGGAUCAAACGUGGGACUUAUGACCAUGAAUACCACCACAAACAGAGCCAAUAUGUGGUUAAAGAAUACAGCAGCUCUGAGUCGAAGGAGGACAGAUAUGAGCACAAAACACGAGUUCACAUCCAGGAGAUGAUUGCGGCGAAGAUGUUGGACAAAUAUGUGCGUGAGGGGCCCAUGAUCAGGGGACCAAAGUUCAUGGCCAGACUAAGAUCCCACACUGUGUUUGAAAAUACUCCUGUCCAACUCUUCUGCAGUGUUGAUGGCUUCCCCACACCUGUGGUGAAAUGGUAUAAAGAUGAUGUGAUCAUGGACAUGUCCUCUGGACAUUGUCUGGUGCAACACAAAGGUGGAGUUCAUUCUCUGGAGAUCCCAAGAUGCUCAACUGAUGAUACCGCCCAGUACACUGCUGUGGCUGUUAACACCCAUGGACAGGCCUCCACUCAGGCAUCCAUCAUUGUCAAGAGGUUCAAGAUGGAGGAGGAGUCAUGCCCAUAUGCUUGGUUGCCUUAUGAAGCUGCCAUGCUUCCUAAGAUCCAAUACACAAUCAACAUCACUUUUCUGGAGAAGUUUGGUCCAGUGUUUGACUCUGAGGGAGGCUCUGCCACUCUGACUGCUACCAUGACCUUCAGCCCCAACCUGGCCAACCUACAGCCUGAAGCACAGUGGUAUAGAGAUGACACGCGUCUGUCUGACUCUAAAUGGGUGAAGAUUGAAACUGGCAGCGGAGUCAGCACCUUGACUAUUCCUAACCUGUACAAAGACGAUGAAGGCCUCUACACACUCCGCAUGGUCACUAAAGGAGGCACCGCAGAGCACAGUGCAUUUGUUUCUGUUUCAGAUGGUCCUCCCCCAGUCCCCCUCGCACCUGGUGCUCCCAUGGAUAUCAAGAUCCACGAUGCCAAUAGAGACUAUGUGAUUGUGUCAUGGAAGCCCCCAAAUACCACCACAGAGGGACCAAUCCUGGGAUACUUUGUGGACAAGUGUGAGGUUGGAACUGAAAACUGGACCCAAUGCAACGAUCACCCCAUUAAGAUCUGCAAAUACCCAGUGUCUGGGCUGUUUGAAGGACACUCCUACUAUUUCAGAGUCAGAGCAGUCAACGCAAAAGGAAUCAGCAAACCAUCCCGCAUGUCUGAUCCUAUCGCUGCACUGGACCCCACUGAGUUUGAGAGGCUCCAUACCAAAAAACUGGGAGGAAAACUGGAUGUCGUGUCUUACCAUGAUGAAGUGGAAGCUGACGGAAAGCCUCCAGGUGCUCCAUCGCGCGUGUUCGCUUCAGAAAUAGAUAGGACAUAUGUUGUUCUGAGCUGGAAAGCCCCUGCAUAUUCCAGCAAGGCUCCCAUGUGGUACUUCAUAGAAAAGAGUAUGGCAGGCAGUGGUGCAUGGCAGCGUGUUAACACUCAGGUCCCCAUUCGUUCUCCCCGGUACGCCGUCUUUGACCUUGCAGAGGGCAAAGAGUAUCAGUUCAGAAUUCUCUCUGCCAACAUCUAUGGAAACAGUGAGCCAUCUGAGCCAACUGGAGCUAUUGAGACUCUGCAACUCAAAGGUGUGCCAUCUGCUCCCGGCCAGGUGAUUUCUACCAGGGAAACUGACACCUCUGUACUCAUCCAGUGGGCUCCUCCAAAGGAACCCAAUAAUCUGAUUGGCUAUUACAUCGAUCAGUGUGUGAAGGGAUCCAAGGACUGGACAUCAGCCAAUCACAAACCACACAAGAACACCAAGUUUGUGGUCAGCGGUCUGACCACAGGAGAAACCUACGUGUUCCGUGUUCAGGCUAUCAAUGAGAUUGGACUCAGUGAUGAAUCCCAGGAGUCUGCACCUCUGUCUGUUAAAGCUGCUCUGACCAACCCCUCUGCACCUUAUGACAUCGCACUGCUGAACUGUGACGGACAUUCAAUGGUUCUGAACUGGAAGAAACCUCUUUUCACUGGAGGAGCAAGCAUCAAGGAGUAUUAUGUGGACAAAAGACGCAGUGGUACAACCAUGUGGAGAGAGAUUAAUAUCCCACCAUUCACAGAAAGACUGUAUAAGGUGGAGGGCCUGACAGCUGGAGCAGUCUACCAGUUCCAUGUAUAUGCAGCCAAUCUUGCUGGUCUGGGACCAGCCUCCAAACAAUCAGCUGACCUCACCUGUGAGGCCUGGAACAUGCCUGAGCCUGGCCCUGCAUAUGACUUGACUUUCUGUGAGGUGAGAGAUAGUUCAAUGGUGGUUGAGUGGAAGAAACCUGUCUACACUGGUUCUGGACCAAUCACAGGCUAUCACGUAGAGUAUGCCCAGAAGGACUCUUCUGAUUGGACCACAGCCAAUGAGAGCGCUGUCAGUCAUCGCUUCCUCAAGGUAACAGGUCUGAAGGAGGGCUCUAGCUAUGUGGUCAGAGUGCGAGCCGUUAAUGACGCAGGAGUGGGCAUGGCCUCAAUGCCCUCUGACCCUGUGGUCGCCAAAGCUGUAGAAGGUUCCCAGGAAGUGUCCUGUUGUGUGGAUGAGAAGACUGGAGACAUUGUUCUGUCAUUUGAGUCCUGCCAAUUGAAUGAAGGCUCUCAAUUCAUGUGGAAGAAGGAUUAUAAAGAAAUCACUGAUUUCUCCAAAGGAGUUGAGAUAAAGACGGAAGGCAGCCAUUCUAAGCUGAUCUUUAAGAAUGCAGAGAAAGAGGACUUUGGGACAUAUUGUGUUUCUGUCACCAACACAGUAGGAGUGUCAUCCAGCUAUACAAUCACUUCUGAAGAGUUGGUAAAGAUGCUAGCACUGAGCUAUGAUAUCAGACACCCAAUCAUACCGCUGAAAUCGGACCUGGCCUAUAAGAUUUUGGAGAGAGGCAGAAUGAGGUUCUGGCUGCAGGCUGAAGAGAUUUCUCCCAAAGUCACCUACAAAUUCUUUGCCAACAACAAGGAACUGUCUGGAGCUGAUCCAAACAAGAUGGGCCAUGAUGUCGCUACAGGUAUCAUUGAGUUCAUCAUGGACCAUUUCACUGAGGAGAAUGAGGGAACAUUUACCUGCCAGAUCACAGAUGGAGGAGGCAAAGGACAGAGCUCACUGGUUCUGAUUGGAGAUGGUUUCAAGGCAGCUCUGGCUGAGGCUGAAUACCAGAGGAGAGAGUAUAUCAGAGUCAAGGAGGGUCCUCACUUCAGUGAGUUCCUGACAAUUCAGGUGGGAGACGACUGCUCUGUCACUGUGGUCUGCAAGGUGGCUAACUUGAAGAAGGAAUCUGCUUUCCACUGGUUCAAAGAAGAGACAGAGAUAAUCCCCGAUGUGAAACCUGACCUGGGAUCAGGAGUCUGCAAACUGCCAAUUAAACUGUUUUCACUGAAGACAGCAGGAAUUUAUAAGGCCACCAUCAGUGAUGACCGAGGAAAAGAUAUGAGCCAAAUUGACAUUUCUGGAAAAGUCUUUGAGGAUGCCAUCAAUAAGAUCAGCCAGCUGGCCGGAGCCAGUGCUGCCGAGCUGGUGAUUAACUGUACAGCAACAGGCAUUCAGCUGCAGUGUCACAUGAAGUACUACACAGCAGAGAUGAACAUCGUCUGGUAUCGUGGUGAUACUAAACUCACCAACAGUGACAAGACUGUGAUUGGAGGAAAUCCUUCUAUGGCAACAAUGGAGGUGAUCGAGCCGAUAGACAAGGACAAAGGCACAUACUCCAUCGUGAUCACCGACCCUGAGAACUCACACAAGCGCUCACUGGAUCUCAGCGGCGAUGUGUAUGACAAAGCCUACACUGAGUUCCAGAAACUCAAAGCUGAGGCCUAUGCUGAGAAAAACCGUGGACAGGUGGUGGGAGGACUUCCUGAUGUGGUCACCAUUAUGGAAAAGAAGACCCUGAGUCUUACAUGUACAGUGUGUGGGGACCCCAAGCCUCAAGUCUCCUGGCUUAAGAACGGAACUGAAGUUGAACCUGAUGAUCAGUACGUGGUCUCCCUGGACCAGGGUAGGUUUGCCAGUCUGACGAUCAAAGGUGUUACCAUGGAGGAUUCCGGCAGAUAUACCAUGAUUGUCCAGAACAAAUACGGAGGGGAGUCUGUGGAUAUAGUGGUCAGUGUGUACCGUCAUGGAGAGAAAAUCCCUGAGGCCAAGCCAACUCUGACCCCUAAAACACUCAUCCCACCCAAACUCCCCAUUGAGCUCCCUCAGCCAAAGACGCAGCCUGCUCCCAGCCCCGCCCCCUCCUCUCCUAGCCCCGCCCCUAAGGCUGCAGCAGGUAGAGGAGUGAAGAGUCCCACUCCUACUCGGAGGAAGUAGAACGUAUUGAUAAACAUUAGUAAGGAAGAAACUUGUCCAAACACAUGCAGUCCACACAAUCUGUUUUAGUAUUCUUUGUCUGGAUAAAAACAUUAACCACAUUCAAUAAAAUGAGCCAAUAAACUUAGCGUUAAAUUGGAAACUAAUGAAAUAAAUCGCUAAAAUAAAAACUGUAUGAAAAAUAAAAAAAUGUUUUACUGUGAUUUCAUAGUAUGAAGACAAAAAAAACAUACAAAGCUAUUUUAUUUCAUCAGAGGAUGACUAAAGUAGAAAAAGAGCUGAACUGAAAACAGAUGAACUGAAACUUAAAUAGAGCUGAAAUUUGAUGAAAAACGUCACUGAGAAAUGAAAAGAAUUUGUUUGAAGCUGACGCUGGAUUGUAGGUGAAGCAGAACAGUUGAAUGUGUAGUUUUCAUGGACAAUUGUGUACACAUUCAAAUAAAUGUAAAGUGUGUCUGGCUCAAAUAAAGGAAUAAAAGAAACUGAUUCAUUGAUUGAUAA
Molecule: messenger RNA, 5203 nt
Organism: Notolabrus celidotus (New Zealand spotty)
Lineage: Eukaryota; Metazoa; Chordata; Actinopteri; Labriformes; Labridae
Gene: myom2b
Product: myomesin 2b
Molecular function (GO): protein binding
Source: RefSeq, a predicted model, not a curated record